Messenger RNA from Adineta steineri, 1812 nucleotides. NCBI's taxonomy places the organism in Eukaryota, Metazoa, Rotifera, Eurotatoria, Adinetida, Adinetidae. The record is from the annotation of a GenBank genome assembly.
AUGUCUUCGAUAUCAAAACGUGGCCAUGAACGAUCAGCAAGUGCUGAAUUUAAUCGUGUUGAUCGAACAGUUAAAAUUCACAAUGCAACUGAAAAACUUCGUUCUGAAUUACUUAAUUAUGUAACUAGUCGUUUUGAAGAAUUUUCAUCAGAAAUCAAACAAACAGCUAAUAUGCCAUCAAUUAAUGAGAUGAUUGAACGACCUGGUAUUACUACUAAUGGUUUAACAUCAAUAAAUAAGAUAGGAGAUUCAUCAUCAGCACAAACAAUUGCAUCAAAACAAAGUGUGGAUAUAAAAAGAUCAUCAUCAGCAUUUCCAACAAAAGUUUUUCGUAUGCGUUCAUCUAUAUUAACAGAAUUACUUGAAGUUUCACAUAUACGAUCAAUUCGACAAAUAUUUAUAUCAAUACUUGUUCUUCUUGUUUUACAAGUUGCAAUAACCGAUAUAUUUGAGAAGGGCACUGUUGAUUUUUUUGUAUUUGAUAUUAUUCGAUGGAAUUUUUCAAAUUUAUCAGAAUGUUUACGUCUUUGGUUCUAUCUUUUUAUGUCAACUUGUGCAAUUAUUUAUUAUUGUUUUCAUUUUUGGUCAUAUAAACGUCUUUCGUUACUUUCAAAUAAUUUACUAUCAUCAACAGAAACAGAAAAAUCACCGACCAGUAAUUCAACAACAUUAGUAAUAUUCGAUUGGGUAUGGUUUGUUGCAUAUUGUUGUUAUAUUGGGUUAUUUUUAUAUAUUCCCGCACAUUAUAUUAUUGCAGAAAAUUAUCCGAUUGUAACAAGAAUUAUUAUUCUUGCAGAACAGGUUCGAUUUUUAAUGAAAUCCCAUGCAUUCGUACGAGAAAAUGCACCACGUGCUAUACUUUAUGGUCAGAUUUAUUCACAAGAAAUCAAUGCAGAUGAUUUAAAUAAAGAUAAAUCAAAUGAUUCAUCAAAUGAACAAAGUACAUUUUCGGUACCACAUACACCAUGUCCAGAAUUUUCUAAAUUUCUAUAUUUUCUAUUUGCACCCACACUAAUUUACCGUGAUUCAUAUCCACGAACAUCAUCUAUACGAUGGACAUAUGUUAUUUCACAAUUAGUACAAUUUGCUACAACAUCAUUAUUUGGUUAUUAUUUAUUUUAUCGUUUUUGUUUACCAGUAUUUCGUCAUUUUAAUUCGGAACAUGUUACAUUAAAAAUAUUUGUACUCUCAAUACUUAAUUGCACUUUACCAGGUGCUCUAUUCUUAUUUUGUGCAUUCUAUGGUUUUCUUCAUUGUUGGCUCAAUGCAUUUGCUGAAAUGCUUCGUUUUGCUGAUCGACAAUUCUAUAGUGACUGGUGGACUGCAACAUCAUGGAGUAGUUAUUAUCGAACAUGGAAUAUUGUUGUUCAUGAUUGGCUUUAUACAUAUGUUUAUCGUGAUUGUCAUAAGCUAUUUGGUAUUAAAUAUCGUUUGGUUUCAAUGUAUGCCGUUAUUUUUCUUAGUGCAUGCGUUCAUGAAUACAUCAUUGCAUUAGCAUUUGGGUAUUUCUAUCCUAUACUCUUUAUUCAAUUCGCUGUACUUGGAUUUAUUUCAAUGCUUAUAUUACCACAACGUACACAAAAUAAUGCAUUCAAUGUAUUUAUAUGGGCAUCAUUAUUUGUUGGACUUGGCAUGCAAAUGUGUUUGUAUUCAAUUGAAUGGUAUGCUCGAUUAAAUUGUCCUCGAUUUGUGAAUGGUCCAUUAGAUUAUUUCAUCCCUCGAUCAAUAUUUUGUCGUGCUGAUAGUAGUAUAAAUCCUUCUCUAUCAAAUAAUAUUCCAAAUCUUAUACUUCAUCGACAACAUGACUUAUAA